Ictalurus punctatus (channel catfish) is the source of this 5263-nucleotide messenger RNA. It is a transcript of the gene abl1, whose product is annotated as c-abl oncogene 1, non-receptor tyrosine kinase. Bases 1634 to 4903 code for a protein of 1089 amino acids. Gene Ontology annotation, molecular function: non-membrane spanning protein tyrosine kinase activity; protein binding; ATP binding. Gene Ontology annotation, biological process: regulation of apoptotic process; protein phosphorylation. The transcript is spliced from 12 exons. The record is from RefSeq and is a predicted model, not a curated record. NCBI's taxonomy places the organism in Eukaryota, Metazoa, Chordata, Actinopteri, Siluriformes, Ictaluridae.
CCAGCCCACUUUGCGUAUGGAAAUAUGGCGGCCCCUGCUUCGACGACUACUCGAUAGACAUUUAUUCCUCGAAACUUCUUUGGACACGAAGAGAUACUGAAAACCAUUAGGGGUGUUCGUACCAGGGGUGUGUGCCUUGCUGUUGCGGAUGGUUUUUCCAGAGAAACAACCUGACAGCGCUCGGACAAACGCGAAAAAAGUCAGGUUGAGUGGCAGAGCUGAAGUGCCUCAGGUCCGGGUGUAACGAUAUCUGGAGCCCUGGAGAGAGAGAAGGAGAGAGAGAUAGAGAAGGGGAGGGAGGGAGGGAGAGAGAGACGGAAAGCCUGGACACGGAAGUCGAAGAGAGGAAUUUGGCAGCAGAUAAUAAACCCGUGAAGUGUGAGUGAGUGAGUGAGUGAGUGUGUGUGUGUGUAUAUAUGUAUGUGUGUGAAGUGUGUGUGUGUAUAUAUGUGUGUGUGUAACGUGUUGAAAAUAAGCUCGGGAUGAGUUCAGCCACUCGUUUAUUGUGCUCACGACUCGUUUGGAAAACUUGCCAACUAAGUUAACCUGUUGUUGACUAGCUAACUAGCUAACUAGCGAGUGAAGCUGAGGCGAAGUGCAGCCGAGCGAGGACCUGUUAGCUAGGCGAUGCUAAAAUACCUUUAACAUGAAACUCUAACUUUUCAUAGGUGAGUACUACCAUGUCAGAUUAUAUCACAUUACAGUGCACCAGGUGUUUAAUGGUAGAACAGGUAGACACUUUGAAUUAUUUAUAUAUAACUUGCACAAACGUUCCAGAGUAACUAUAAUAAUAGUAAUAAUAAUAAUAAUAAUAAUACUAUGACAUGCACUAAUAUUAAGUGUCAACUGACCACAUUCCUUUAAUUUUUAAGAAAAAAAAAUCUUCUGUGGAUGUAUUUAUAUUUAAUUUUUUAAAUGCCAAUGUAAAGAUAUACACUCUAUCUAUAUACCCCUAACGCAGAAAUACACUAUAGUUCUUUAAAUUUAUGCAAUUUUCAGUACGUUUUGUACUGAGAGUAACCAAAUCAUCGCUGUAAUAUCCUUUAUAAUUAACUGUAAAUGUUCUCAGGAUGAAUCUUUUUAAACGUGAUUGACAGUAAUAAUGGUUCUCCGCCAGGUUCUCAUACGUGCCUCGUACAUUACGAGGCUCCCGGAGGCUUUAGUCGUGUCGUGUUAGUUUGUUGAUGAAUUAUUAUUAUUUUUAUUAUUAUUGGUUUUCCCGAGAUGCCGAGGUCGUCGUUCCUAAACGCAGAAUGUAGUUGUACGUGCUCGCCUUUGUAAGCGUGUUAGGUUUUUUGGAACGUUUCGAUUUUCCGAUGUACUUUUUUACCCGUGUGUGGUGACGUCUAAAGAUCAGCACUUCUCGACUACUCGAUUCAUGACACAAAUAACAAAACCGGCGAAGAUCCGGGUCGGCCUUGCCACUGUGGUGGGCAGGGAAAAGAGUCACGUUUUGGGAUCUGGGAUCUGGAGCUCAGACAAUCACGAGCCACGCUGACGGAGAGCGUGCUCCUUUACGAGAAAGUGGCUUUCACGACGGAGAAGCUCCCGUCGGGCAAGUUUCAGUCCACCGCUCUGAGCUCGGGAUCGUAAUCGAUUGUGAUUCCCGGCUCCGGCCUGGCAUCCUGCCCUUAUGGGGCAGCAGCCAGGGAAGUUUGUUGGCGACCAACGGAGGCCGAGUCUGCCUGCUCUGAACUUCAUCAAGAGCGGAGGGAAGAGGGACUCGUCACGCCAUGGACCUCAGCCCUGCAACGUGUUUGCAGUUCACGAAGCUCUUCAGCGACCGGACUUUGAGCCCUCUGGUCUGUCUGAGGCGGCGCGCUGGAACUCCAAAGAGAACCUGUUGGCAGGACCUAGUGAAAAUGACCCCAAUCUGUUUCUAGCACUGUACGACUUUGUUGCGAGUGGUGACAACACGCUCAGCAUCACUAAAGGAGAGAAGCUGCGAGUGCUAGGUUACAAUCACAAUGGCGAGUGGUGUGAAGCGCAGUCCAAGAACGGUCAGGGCUGGGUGCCCAGCAACUACAUCACUCCCGUCAACAGUCUGGAGAAGCACAGCUGGUACCACGGGCCGGUGUCCCGCAACGCUGCCGAGUACCUGCUCAGCAGCGGCAUCAACGGCAGCUUCCUGGUGCGAGAGAGCGAGAGCAGUCCAGGCCAGCGGUCCAUCUCACUACGCUACGAGGGUCGAGUCUACCACUACCGCAUCAACACGGCUUCUGACGGCAAGCUCUAUGUAUCGUCAGAGAGUCGUUUCAACACACUGGCCGAGUUGGUGCAUCACCAUUCCACCGUCGCGGAUGGCCUCAUUACGACACUACACUACCCAGCGCCCAAACGUAACAAGCCCACGAUCUACGGCGUCUCGCCAAACUACGACAAGUGGGAGAUGGAGCGCACGGACAUUACUAUGAAACACAAGCUGGGCGGAGGCCAGUAUGGAGAGGUCUACGAGGGAGUGUGGAAAAAGUACAAUCUCACCGUCGCUGUCAAAACACUAAAGGAGGACACAAUGGAGGUAGAAGAGUUCCUAAAGGAGGCGGCAGUCAUGAAAGAAAUCAAACAUCCCAAUUUGGUCCAACUAUUAGGUGUUUGCACACGGGAGCCACCCUUCUACAUCAUCACUGAGUUCAUGACCCACGGUAACCUGCUGGACUACCUGCGUGAGUGUAACCGCGAGGAGGUCAACGCCGUGGUGCUGCUCUACAUGGCCACUCAGAUUUCCUCUGCAAUGGAGUACUUGGAGAAGAAGAAUUUUAUUCACAGGGACUUGGCUGCCCGCAACUGCUUGGUCGGGGAGAACCACUUGGUGAAGGUAGCAGAUUUUGGUUUGAGUCGUCUGAUGACGGGAGACACAUACACAGCUCACGCCGGAGCCAAGUUUCCUAUCAAAUGGACUGCACCAGAAAGCCUGGCAUAUAAUAAAUUCUCGAUCAAAUCAGAUGUAUGGGCUUUUGGAGUGCUGCUAUGGGAGAUUGCCACCUAUGGGAUGUCCCCAUACCCUGGGAUUGAUUUGUCCCAGGUAUAUGAGCUACUUGAGAAGGACUAUCGCAUGGACAGACCUGAGGGAUGCCCAGAGAAGGUCUAUGAACUAAUGAGAGCCUGUUGGAAAUGGAACCCAGCAGAGAGGCCGUCCUUUGCCGAGACCCACCAAGCGUUUGAAACUAUGUUUCAGGAAUCCAGCAUCUCAGACGAGGUGGAGAAAGAAUUGGGGAAGAAGGGUAAAAAGCUGACACUUGGCUCCAUACAGCAGGCCCCGGAGCUACCGACCAAAACUAGGACGAUACGCAGACCCAUGGAGAAAGAUGGAGACAGCCCAGACGGUGCGGAGGCAGAGGUAGCGGUGUCGCCGAUGCUUCCUCGAAAAGAGAGGCUUAUAGUAGAUAGCAAUCUAAACGAGGAACCAAAAUCGAAGACCAGCCUCAACCCCUUGAUCAGCUUAAUCAAAAAGAAAAAGAAAACCGCUCCGACCCCUCCAACACGCAGCAGUUCCUUUAGGCACCCCAGGGAUGAUUUUAACAAUGGCUCUUCGUUUAAUGACGCCACGCUAGGCAUCGACCCUUCGAAGUUCCUCUGCCUCAAUAAUAAUGGAGCUGGAGGUGUCAGCAACGGAGCACCCGCAUAUCCGGGUCAGGUGUUUCCUCCACACCCGCGGAAAAAGGGCACACAAGGAACUUCCAGUGUUGGGAGACUCGCUACGACGCCCCCGGGUGAGGAAGAUCUGUCCAACUCAAAGCGCUUUCAGAGGUCCUCAUCAGCCUCCAGCAUGCCCCCAGGGUCAGACCGCACAGAGUGGAAGUCGGUCACACUCCCCCGUGAUGUGCAGUCUCGCCACUUCGACUCGAGCACCUUGGGAAGCAAGCCUGCCCUGCCUCGCAAGAGCACACCACGCGGUGGCACUCUUACCCCACCCCCACGCCUGUCCAAGAAGGCCGAAGACGCUUUAGACGAGGUUUUUAAGGAUAGUGAAUCUAGUCCCGGAUCAAGCCCCCAGACGCUGACCCCCAAGUUGGGUCAUCGGCCGCAAACGCAGAGCGAAAACUCCAAAACUAGUGCCUUCCAAGCAGACCUGCUUAAAUCGAACGCACUCUCUGCCCUCGGAGCGGCUGGGGAGGAGUGCAGAGCACGCAGACACAAACAACCUCUAGAUAUCUCGGGUCAGCGAGAGAAGGAUAGGGGGAAGUUUCCAAAGUCCAAGCCAGCUCCUCCUCCACCUCCACCCUCGAGUGUCAAAUCUGGGAAGGUUUCACGGAGCCCCACGCAAGACCUAACCGCUGACGCUAAAGUCAAAGUCAGCCUUGACCUAAGUCCCUCUGGCUCUGAUCAAGCCAGGUCCUUCUUGCCCCAGGAAAGUACCAAAAAACUUAGCACCUCAAAAGCACAGCCAUCAAAGACCGCACCCACUUCUCCGACCAGUCAGCCACUGGGAGUAGUGGCCAGCUCACCUGCUGGAGAUCAGGGCUUGGCUACGGCUUUCAUCCCGCUUGUGACUACACGCCGCUCUUUGAGGAAAACGCGUCAGAACGAACGUAUUCCCAACUCGACCAUCACACGAGAGAUGGUCCUGGAGAGCACAGAGCUUCUGCGUGCUGCCAUCAGCAGGAACUCUGAGCAAACAGGCAGUCAUAAUGCGGUUUUGGAGGCUGGCAACAACCUGUCCAAGUACUGCCUGAGCUACGUGGACUCCAUACAGCAGAUGAGGAACAAGUUUGCAUUCCGUGAGGCCAUUAACAAGCUGGAGAACAGCCUGAGGGAGCUGCAGAUCUGCCCUACAGCCACUGGGGGCGCUAGCACACCACAAGACUUCACCAAGCUCCUAUCCUCUGUCAAGGAGAUUAGUGACAUUGUCCAGAGCGCUCUCGGAUUGGGAUUUGACAGAAGAGCUUCGGUUCAUUUUCUAUAGAAAGCAGCACGGACAGAGUUGUGCCAGCUACAAGCUCGAUCACAGCAGGUAACGACUUAGACACGGACUUCAUGGUAGAUGCUUCUCCUAAUCCAAGGCUGAUCAUAAACUGAUUUCAGUUUGAACGUUUAUGGAAGGAGUCUCCAGUGUCGAAGUUUUCCAUGACCGGAUUUCCUCCUCGAGGAAACACCACCAGUUUCUCAGUAACAUGACGAUAUGCUUUAUUUUGUCCAAGGUAGUGAUGUAUAUAAAAAUACACUACCAGUCAAAAGUUUAAACACACUCAUUAUUUAUUUUUAUAUAUUUUCCCCACAUUUUAGAAUAAUAAUAAAGUCAUCAACACAAAUGGAACUAUGGGAA